Messenger RNA from Acaulospora morrowiae, 915 nucleotides. Lineage: Eukaryota; Fungi; Glomeromycota; Glomeromycetes; Diversisporales; Acaulosporaceae. The record is from the annotation of a GenBank genome assembly.
AUGGAUUCGCACAUUCAUCUCAGUUUAGCGAAUCAUGAAUGGUGCGUGACAAACUCCGAAUGCCUGCUUAUGCGGAGUGUGGAAAGUGUACAAGGACCACCAGAUAUGAUGACUUGUAAACACGCAGAAAGUUCUCAGGCGGUGUCGGAAAUGGACGCGAUAAAACCACGUUUAAAGGAAGAAAUUAUCAAUUACCAAAUUGACUCUAACAGCACUAAUUUAAUGGAUGUCAAUGAUCUUCCCAAUCUGUCUCGUGAAUUGAGGGAGCUUUUCGUGUUACUGUUUAAAACCGCGAAAACAAAACUUGAAACAGAAAAAACACGCGUUUGCGAACAGAUUGACUCCGAUGCGAGAAGCAAAAAUAAUGAAAAGCGAACCGAUAGAGUUCCAAUAUCCUCGAAAAUUGAUGAAAUUCGGAAUUCGAAGGGAGUUAACAGCAAAAAAGAAACGAACGAAGGUUUAUUAUGCACUAGCGUUCUCAAUUCAGAAGCCACAGACAAAACCAAAGUUAAGAGCGGUUCUCUGUCGCAGACUUCUUCGGGAAAAAACGUCAAAAUACAUGACCAACAAAAGAAAACAUUCGUAAAAAUGGCAGAACCAAGAGGAUCAUUGGAUAAUACUAAUUCGGAAAAAGAGUCUAUUGCAAAUUUACCUGUUCAAAAGUCUGGUCAGGCAAAUGAUGGGGAUUGUGGCUCACAAUAUUCUCAAGACAUGGAGUGUGACAGUGAUAUUGAAAUUAUCUUGGAAGAGACGUCUCAUAAAAAAACUACGGACAAGUUACCUCAACCUAAUGUGAACGAGAAAUUUGUUUCAUUGAAUUCACCUGAACAAGAUUUGUUUGUCGAUCAACGGCCUACGCAUGUAGUUCAUAGAGUACGUUUCGCAUUAGACACAAAGCCAUCACCACCACGUUAG